AACCCACACUCACCCUCCACCCCCCUUCCCCCCAACUCUCUUACACGCUCCCUCUGCUGCUCCGCCUUCGUCCUCCUCCCUGUCAUCCGUUGCCCCUUCCCUCAGAGCUCCUUUCUUGGAAUGGCGGGUAGUGCGUUGUCUUUGGACACGUGGCGGCAUCUCGUUGGCCAGCUGGAGAGUGGCAGUGUGGACGUGGCACAUCCGCGCACAGGCGCGCAGUGGCUGUACCGCUGGAUGGUGGGGCGAGAGAAGCGCGCAGGGGGGAAGGGGAAGGGCGCUGUGGGGGAGGAGGGGGAAGAGCGCGAGGAUAAGGGAGAGGGGAGGGAGGAGCGUGAGAAGAGGAAGGAGCGGAGGGAGGAGGAGGCGGAGGAGGAGGAAAACAAGGAGAGGCAGCAGCAGCAGCAGCAGCAGCCACAGCCGCAAGGCCAGAGGCAGCAGCAGCAGCAGCAGGGUCAGCAGGGGCUGGAGCAGCAGGAGCAGCAGGAGCAGCAGGGGCAGGAGAGGGAGUGGUUGGUGGCGGUGAGCAUUCAAAUCUUUGAAGUUGGGCCGUGCAAAGACCUGGUCAUAACAGCUGCUGUUCCCUCUACUACUGCUCCUGCUUCUCUUUUGCUCUCUCCCCCUUCCCCUGUCUCUGCCUCUGCUGCUUUCCCUCUCCCUCUCCCUCUCUCGCCCCCUGCUUCCGUCGCUCGCUCUUCCUUCGCCCCUGCCGCUGCCCCCCUCUCUGCGUCCCUCUGUACCUCAGCCUCAGCCGCUAUUCCUGCCACGUCUCCUCCUCUUACUCCCACUCUCAUCCUUCCUCCUCCUCCUCCUCCAUCUCCUCAUCCUCCCAUUCCUUCACCUGUCCUUACCCCAAAAACCGCCUCACGGGUUGAGGCACCUGAAAACGCCCUUCUUACCCUCGCUCCGCCCACCCUCGCCCCUCCUGCCCUCGCUCCUCCGACCCUCGCCUCUCCUGCCCUCGCUCCGAAAUCCCCUUCAGGGGUUGAGGCGGCGUCUGACAGUUCCCUCAUUACCCUCGCCCCUCUUGGCCUCGCCUCUUCUGAAUCUUACUCAGAACUCCGUAAAGGCAAGCUAAGCACGUGGGACGUGGCUGUUGCGCGAAACGCAGGGACCACUGGGGCAGAAGGCGACGAGGAGAAGCAAGCAGGAGAGGAAGAGAAGGGGGCAGGGCCGGCAGGGCAAGGAGGAGCCAAGGAGCAGGGUGGCAGGGAGCAGGGGGGAAAGGACCAGCAGCAGCAACAGAAGAAGCAGCACCAGCAGCAACAGCAGCAGCAGCAGGCGCAGCAACCGCUGGGGAUGAGGCGCAUUCGGGUGGAUCCAUCUCAGAAGCCAAGGGGGGCGUCAGAGACAUGGCUUCUGCAUGACUUCAAGGAGAGACCCGGCAACCAGUUCAGGUUCCGCAUGCUCUUUGAGCUAUCCUCUAAGCCAAGAGGGGCAUCGGAGACGUGGCCCCUACAUGUCUUCAAGGAGCGACCCGGCAACCAGUUCAAGAUCCGCAUGCUCUUUGAGCUCUCCUCUGUAAGACCCGAAGAUGCUGCUGAGCAAGGAUGGGAGGCUCUUAGACUGCAACCAGGCAACGGUGAGGAUGAUAAAAGCGAGGAGCAAGGACCACCUCAUAGGCCGCACCAUCCAGUCGCUCUCCCUGUCCCUCUCUUUCCCUCCUCUCCUCUGCAGGACCCCAAGAUGCUGUUGAGCAAGGAUGGGCGUCUCUUAGACUGCAACCAGGCGACGGAUGACGAGGGUGGAGUGGUGCCUGUGGAAGCCCUGUGCCGCCUUGUGGACCUCAUGGGUACUCCCCAGGGAGGAGGUGGUGGAGGAGAUACGGGUAAAUUGCAGUCUCAAUCGCACGCCCAGCAGCCACAGUCCUCCUCCUCCUCCUCCUCCUCCUCCUCCUCCUCCUCCUCCUCCUCCUCCUCCUCCUCCUCCUCCUCCUCCUCCUCCUCCUCCUCCUCCUCCUCCUCCUCCUCCUCCUCCUCCUCCUCCUCCUCCUCCUCACACUCCUCUCACUCGCGAGCAGCGGUCUAUCUGAUGGUGUGGCACGAUCUCACGGAGGUGAAGCGCAAGGAAGCGUCCUUGGAGCGAGCCAAGCAGGAGGCGGAGAGGGCAAGGCAGGCGGCCGAGAGGGCGAGUCUGUCCAAGACGCAGUUCCUGGCCAACAUGAGCCACGAGAUCAGAACGCCCAUGAACGGGGUUAUUGGCGUAGCUGACUUGCUCCUAGAUACGGCGCUGAGCGAGGAGCAGAGGAUGCUGGCUGAGACCAUCCGCUCCUGCAGCGAGGGGCUGCUGCAGAUCCUAUCAGACAUCCUGGAUCUGAGCAAGAUCGAGAGCGAUAAGAUGGAGCUGGAAGCCACUCAGCUGGACGCCCGGCAGCACCUCUCCAGCUCUCUUGCUCUCUUCCGCACCGCUGUCCAAGACAAGGGGCUGCAGCUGAACGUGAGGGUUGCACCAGACGUGCCGCACGCGGUGACGGCCGAUGCAGUGCGGUUGAGGCAGGUGCUGCUGAACCUGGUAUCGAACGCCCUCAAGUUCACCCACCACGGGCGCAUCUCCGUCUCCCUCUCCCGCCUCCACUCCUGCCCCGGCUGCUGCUGCUGCUCCCCCUCCCCCUCCUCCUCCCCCGGCCACCCCCUCGCAUCUGCUGCUUCUCCUGCUCCUGAUGCUCUUUCUCCUGAAGAAAGGAGGGAGGAGGAACGAGAGGAGGGAGCAGCAGGAGGGAGAUUCAAGGAGGGGGAAGAGACAGGCGAGGAGAAAGAAGGAGCAGAAGGCAAGGAAGAGGCGAGAGGAGGCGCGGAGGAAAAGGAAGAAGCAGGCAAGGAAGAGGAGGCAGGGUCACGGGUGGUGCUGCGGUACACAGUGGCGGAUUCAGGCAUCGGCAUAUCAGAGGAGGGGCAGAGCCGGCUCUUCCAGGCGUUCACCCAGGCGGACAGCAGCACUUGCCGCCGCUUCGGAGGCACGGGGCUUGGUCUGGCUAUCUGCCUGGCUCUCGUGACGCUCAUGGGGGGAGCUAUCGAGCUGACGAGCAAGGAAGGCGAGGGCUCGACUUUCUCGUUCACUGUCUGUGUCGGGGCACUCAAGGACAGCCCUGGCCAGACCUCCUCUGCUGCCGAGCCUGUCGAGUACCUGUGGUAUGAGGGCGGAACAACACUGGGGAGACUGGAGUCGACGUUUGAGGCGCCUCAAAAGCCGUAUGAGGGCGGAACUCUGGGGAGACUGGAGGAGGACACAGGGAGAGAGGACGUGGAGGGCUGCAGGGGAGGGAUGCCGACAGGGGAGGAGGUGGAGGUGGAAGAGGAGGAGGAGAUGGAGGAGGUGAACGUAGAGGAGGAGGGAGGGGUGGAGGUGGAGAAGGGAAAGGAAUCACGAGCAUUUGGAGCAGGAAGAGCAGAAGCAGGAAGAGCAGAAGCAGGAAGAGCAGAAGCAGGAAGAGCAGCAUCAGUAGCGAGAAAAGCAGUUUCCACGAGGCUGAACGGUAGUGGGAAUAGCGCUCACACCAGUGUCAACCAGCAGUCACUGCAGGAUUCGUCGCAGCCAGCACAUGCCCAAGAGCCCGCCUCUCCACUGCACGCACUCGCCCCAGAGGGCACAGUGAGAGUAGCCCCCAUGAGCAUCCAUGAAAGCGCCUGUGGAAGCACCCAGGGGUGCGCUCGUCCCUCGACUGAAGCACGGCUUUCUGAAUCGACUUUUGACGGACGCUUUGAGUCCACUCCUGAAAAACACGUGCCUGAGGGAGCCAUGAAGGUGGCCGGGGGGAGUGCCGGUCCCGUAAGAGAAGCAGAGACCCAAAGCUUAGUUCCCGUUUGUGACACAAAGAGGCAGUUGCAUCGGGUCCCCGUGGAGGCAUUGGAUCGGGGGGAGGCGGAGACGCAAGUCUUGAAUCGACGCGGGGGGGGGAGCAGCAAGCUCCCUGCCCUUGAAUCGACGCAGCGGUCGCCGCGAUCACAUGAGGCACGAGGCGUGCGGUUUUCUCUUGGCAGCAUGGUGGUGCCUGCUGGUGCUGCUGAGGAAGGGGGGAGGGAGGGAUGCAUGGAUGGGCGGCAGGAUGGGCGGCAGGAUGGGCGGCUGGAUGGUCCGCUGGAUGGGCGGCUGCACAUAGCACCUGUGAACCGGGCAGCUUCGUUGCCGCCACAGCGGCGGGGAAUGAGAGGAAGCUUCUCGGAAGGAGACAUUCCCUUGAUGACCGAGUCAGGGCAGGGCGAGUGUGAUAUUCAAGUGAUGGGAGAGAGGAAGGGGCAGAGCAAGGGAGAGAGCAAAGGAGAGAGGAUGGAGGAGGGUAAUGGGGAGAGGAAUGGGGAGCGGAAUGGGGAGAGGAACGAGAAGGGAUGCUCGCCCGGGAGGAGUUGCGAUAGUGGCGUCUCUUCGCCCGGUUUUGAGACGUCUCAAAUCACUCCGCCAAGGACUCAUGCAGUCGCAAGCCGUGCUUCCACUCCCACUGCCGCUCCGGUGUGGCCAACCACCAGUGCACUACAACCACCUGCAGCAGUAGCAGCGGUAGCAGCAGCAGCAGCAGGGACCGCAGCAGGUGGGGAGCCGCAGCAGCAGCAGCAGCAGCAGCAGCAGGCGCUGCGGGUGUUGGUAGCAGAGGACAAUGCAGUGAACCAGCUAGUGGUGACACGCAUGCUCAGGCGCCUGGGGCUGGACUGCCGGGUGGCUGACAAUGGCGUCAUGGCCGUGGAUGCAUGCAGGGAGGAGCGCUUUGACCUCGUGCUCAUGACGCUUGGGGCUGGACUGCCGGGUGGCUGA
This is a messenger RNA of Closterium sp. Naga37s-1, 4740 nucleotides long. NCBI's taxonomy places the organism in Eukaryota, Viridiplantae, Streptophyta, Zygnematophyceae, Desmidiales, Closteriaceae. The record is from the annotation of a GenBank genome assembly.